AUGACAGAAUCUUGCAAAUCGCAGAAUGAAAUUGCGAUUGAAGCAAUCAAUAAUGCUUUGCAAGCUCUGAAAAAGCAGCGCCAUUUGCUUGAAGAAGCUGUUCAUGCACUUUCGAGACCUAUCGUUUCUCAGGAUUUUGAGUGGAAAGAGAAUGAAGAGAAUUUGGAAAUGGAACUUCAGCAAUGCUAUAAAGCUCAAUCUUUGUUGUAUGAGCAAUUAGUUAAGGAACUAUCUGAGUCCAGAGUUUCAAAAGCUUUGCUUCAAGAGAAAGAAAAUGCAAUUUCUGACAUGCAGAAGGAGUUGAUAGAAUUAAGGGAACAAAAGAUUAAAGAAGUAGAAUUAGUUGUGAGCAAGAACUCAGAACUAAAAGCACAACUGAAGCAGAUGACUACUAAAGCCAAUGAAGCUGAAGCUGGAAUUAAGUUGGUGAUUAACAGCUUCGUGUUAGAAAAAAUGAAGGAUGCUGACCGGAUUAAUGAGCUCAAUCCUAUUCUUCAUGCUCGCACAAAGAAUAUGGAUAUUGAUCUAUUUUUUGUAAGAGAAAAGGUGCUAGCUGAACAACUUAUUGUGAAGCACAUUCCUGCUGAUGACCAAUGGGCAGAUAUUCUUACCAAGUCUAUUUCCAGUGCCAAGUUUCUUUCCUUACUAGUAGUGGAAUGCAACAUAAUUGGUUUUGAGUGGAAAGAGAAAGCAGAGAAUUUGGAAGUGGAACUUCAGCAAUGCUAUAAAGCUCAAUCUCAGUUGUCUGAGCAAUUUGCUAUAGAACUUCAGCAAUGCUAUAAAGCUCAAUCUCAGAUGACUGACCACUUAGCUAUGGAACUAUCCGAGUCCAGAGCUUCAAAAGCUUUGCUUCAAGAGAAAGAAAAUGCAAUUGCUGAUAUGCAGGAGUUGACAGAGUUAAGGGAGCAAAAUAUUAAAGAAGUAGAAUUAGUUGUGAGAGAGAAUUCAGAACUAAAAGCACAACUGGAGCAGAUGACUGCUAAAGCCAAUGAAGCUGAAAUUGGAAAUAAGUUGCUGAAUAAGCAAAUGCACUUUAUGAAGACUGUGAUGUUCAAGACUAGUGAUCUUGAACAACUUGCAAGGCAACAGGACAUAGCAGUAGGUUCCAUAUUGGAAGAAAACCAUAGGAGGAGGGAAGAGGAGGGCGGGAAGAAGAGAACAAUGCCCUUGAGGGAAGUGGGGGGUGCUCAAACUUACGCCCAGACAGGCCAAGUUAAGAACCACACUGACCCACGUGACCCUUAG
This is a messenger RNA of Medicago truncatula (barrel medic), 1245 nucleotides long. RefSeq names its product spindle assembly checkpoint component MAD1. The record is from RefSeq and is a predicted model, not a curated record. NCBI's taxonomy places the organism in Eukaryota, Viridiplantae, Streptophyta, Magnoliopsida, Fabales, Fabaceae. The transcript is spliced from 8 exons. The coding region runs from base 1 to 1245 and encodes 414 amino acids. Gene Ontology annotation, biological process: autophagosome assembly.